GAUAUCCAUUUAUCAAUUUCCGGUGUAAGCCGCAAAGAUGGCGGACAAAAUUACAGACGAGGAACUUGCAGAAGAAUUAAAAGCCUAUGGUGAAGUAGUGAAAGUGCCGAUCGACAAAAAGAAGCGGUCAAUAUUGAUAAAAAAGCUUAAUCAUUUCAGGGCGCGCGAAAGAAUUGUCAAUCAGGGAAAGAAAACGACUCCCUCUCGCUCCAGACAUACAAAAAAUGUCGAGUUCAGCUCUGCAGAGGAAAGCGAGGAGGAGCCAGUGGGUCCGGUCAAACGCAUACUCGGGAAACAGGGAACUCAGAAAAAUCCUGUGUUGUCAUACUCUAAAACAGACACGAUAGAGAUAUCUCCUCCCCGUACCCGUGCUGGGUCGCGAAGAAGCGCGAGACGAAGUGGGGUGGGGACUAACAGCAAUGACACAGCGGCCCCGUCUCCAAGUGUUCCCUCAAAGUCCCUGUAUCCCGAUCUGUCAAGAGAUGUGGGCGGGGCUACCCGUAACUCUUCAAUGAAUUACUCAUACGAUAACCAGAAUGAAUUUACUGACAGUGAUCCUGAGGAAAGUAUAUAUGUAGAAAAUAAAUCGGUGAACACGACUUUUACAUUACGUGACAGCUUCGUCGAGGAUCACGAGUCUCCCGUUAAUCGCUCUGUAAAGCAACGCAGGCCGAUCACUAGGGGCAAAUCGAGUAAAAAAGAAAAUAACGCAUCAUGGCCAGUGUAUUCGAAUCAGAAAAUGAACAGCAUCACAGACAACAAGGAGGAGGAAGAUGAACAGGACAGUCAGCAGUUUGAUCACUCUUAUGAGCCGCGAGCUUCAUUCAUAUCCACCAGCAUUCUAUGUGUAGUCAUUUGUUUCUUUUUGGUUGUGGGAACCACAUAUGUUUACCUUCGUCAGGACACAGUGGAAGUUGUGAAGUAUCCUGGAGGAAGACCGGAGGAGUUUGAAAAGGCCAUAGAAAUGGUGCGAACCGUGGAGGAAAACCUACGGAAUAAAUUUUCAGGGAAUGGUCAGAAGGUCAAGUUGGAAGAACUGGACACAAGAUUAGAUGGAGAAGAUCCGGUGAAUCAGAAAGGGGACAAGUUGAAAGCCAAACAGUUGAUUCUACUCAAUCCAUCGUGGAACAUCAGGGCCUUUAAUAAAGAUGAGCGGCAAUUGAAGAGUGGUGACAACGCAUCGGACAUCGUUUAUCUUCAGACGGACCCUAACCUUGACCUUGUGACACGGAUUAGGAGAUCCGUGGAGAAAAUUCUCUAUGGUCUAGUCCUUCUCCUUCUUUGUGUGACGGUGAUGAUUGUCGGGUUCAUUGGCUGGCGAUAUCAUCGAGGUCGCGUAGAAAUAGAACAGAAACUCGUGUUUGAACUGGUGGAGAAAAUCAUAGAUUUAGUAAAAGAUAAUUAUGAACUCCAUCAGGACAACAGCCGACACCCAGAGUUUAUUGCAGUGUCCCACGUCCGUGAUCAGCUCCUGGCCCCCAAACAGAGACAGAAGCUGAUGCCACGCUGGGAAAAAGCCGUGAAGUUUAUUGAGGCCAACGAGUCGCGAAUCCGAAUCGAGAACCAAUCUGUGCAGGGGGAGGAGUUUCUAGUGUGGCGCUGGCUGCCUGCCUGCUCUAAUGGAGGGAAAUAUUGGCAGGGACAAGCAUUUGGGGAAAACAACACAAAUGCGGGCAGCGGAGGAGCUCUGUCUUACAGCCCCACCCCCUGUCUAAAGAUCCGCAACAUGUUUGAUGCGGAAAUGGAAACGGACGAAGACUGGGAAGUCAAUGUACAGGAUGCCAUCUUGGAAAAGUGCAAAGGAAUUAUGGGAGUUUUGCAUAUCUAUGUGGACACCAGCUCCAAAGAGGGGUGUGUGUACAUGAAGUGUAACAGCUGUGAGACAGCAUACAAAGUCUACAAGUCCUUACAUGGCUGGUGGUUUGAUGGUCGCCUGGUGACGGUGAAAUAUCUUCGACUGGAGCUCUACCACAACAAGUUCCCAGAUUCCAAGCGUGCCCUGAAAUCCUUGCAGCCAUCUAACAGCAAAAUGGCCUCCCUGGCCCAGCCCUAUCAUCGGUCUACGCUAGAAAUGACCUAAAUGUGUUGUCGUAUGCAAAUCGGUGCGUCAUUGUCUGAGUGCCUUGUAGACAUGUAUAAAAUUGUUCUUCCGAUGGGACUGUAUGUAAGAGUGUGAUGUUCAUGUCGUUCAUGACUUCCGUCAUCACUUUCAGUACUUUGAUUUUAUUAUUCAUAAAACAUUGGAGGGCAGAGAUGGCUAUGUGUGGACCAGGUGGAUGAGAGUUAAUGUGAGCAGAGCUUUGGUCAUUUUUUUUUUUAAAAAAAAAAAACCUCUUUAUUUUAUUUAAAAGAUUAUUUUGCUGUUCAUUCUGUGUGACUUUCCAGUCAAUCGAUAUUCUGGUCAUGUGACUUACUAGGCAAUCGAUAUUCUGGUCAUGUGACUUACUAGGCAAUCGAUAUUCUGGUCAUGUGACUUACUAGGCAAUCGAUAUUCUGGUCAUGUUUUUCCAAUGGAUUAGUGGAUAAAUGUCAAGUUAGUACUUUUGACUACCUUAGUUUUAAGAAAAAAGUAGCAAGACUAGAUUUUAAAAAAAAAUGGAGAUGAAUAUUCAAAUUCAACAUAAAGAUGCAUGAAUGUUUAUAGCAAUCUUUGAUUGCUGUAACAUUCUGAAUAUAGAGAGACGGAGGGGAGACAAUUCUUGUGUGGAGUUUAUGAUUCUGUUUUGGUAUGUGGACAUAUAGUGGAUGUAUCCUUCAGUAGGGACCCAUCACUCCUAAUUUUAUCAAAUACUUUUACUGUACUUUCAUGUAAAUUGAUGGAAAGAAAAAGAAAGGAAGGAAAAUAGAAUCCACAACACAAACCAAAACAGAACAUCUGAGUAGUUUGUGUUUACAUGACUUUGUUUGAUUUCUGUUAUUGGAGUAUUUUCUUAGUAGUUUCUGAAAUCAACUGCCAUGAUUUGGUCCAGUAGAUGGUUUUGUUGAUUUCAGAAUAUUGAUUUUUGAAUCACACCUUAAUCAAGAUGUAAUAAAAAGAAUUAGUUCAGAUACAUUUUUUGAAAAAAAAAUUGAGCGAGAUAUUUUUGUUCUGGUAAUGCAUGUGUGUGAAAUCUUCAUUAUUGUAAUGGAAUUGUGUGACCAACAAACAACGUAAGAUUAACAGUUAUAUUGUAGUACAACAAUAUAGCACAAUGUAACAUUGCUCAAUAUCAAGUCUAGAAGACUUUAAUCUAUUGAGCCCCCCCUGUGCCAGUUUAAGAAUUUCUUUUAGAUUGUCUUGUAUGUAUAAAGACUUGAGUCAAGUUGUUUUUGUUUGUAACCAUGAUAACUGAAUGUUUUCUAAUUUUUCAGCAAUAUACAUGUAAUUUUUAUGUCGUAUUUUUCAAACUUGCAUUGUUUGUUCAUCUGAGCUGGAUACUCCAGGUUUUACAUUCACAAGGUUACCACAAGAGAAAUUGAUCGAAAUCAUUGCCUUAUAGACAAAAUUGGUGAAAGUUUUUCAAAUUAUUAUGUACGUGAUUGUCAUGAAUUUUGUGAAACCAAGUCCUUCAGCUGAGUAUGGAAUGAGAUCUUAGCUGAGUAAGGAGUGAUUCAGCCGAGUUUGGAGUGUGAUUCAGCUGAGUCUGGAGUGAGAUUCAGCUGAGUAUGAAGUGAGAUCUUAGCUGAGUCUGGAGUGAGAUUCAGCUGAGUAUGGAGUCUGAUUCAGCCGAGUAUGGGAUGAGCAACCAUAUGUCUUAAGUGGUGAACAGUUUUUAUGUAGGGGAACAUUGUGGAGAAUGGGAUUCUUGUUAAGUCGUAUUUGGCAUUGAAAAAAUAAUCCUACAGUACGGAAGUCACCAAAGUCUGAAAUAAAAUGACCUUUUUUUUUGUUUUUGGAUGAUAAAAGAAAUUAAAAUCAGAUUUAGAACACAUUGAUACAGAAUUAUACAAUUUUUACAAAUUAAGGGUCUUGUGCAGGCCUUACAAAGGAUGAUUGAUGAAUUGUGUACAUUCAAACUCGCAUAUAGUGACUAUGUCUACAUUGAAAACUGUAACCCAACUUUUAUUUGUUUUCUAGAAAUUUUCGCGAAAACCUCAUCGUCGCCAAUAUUUCUUGCUGCGAACCAGUCCUUUACUAUUUUUCUUAAUUGUUUAAAAUCAUCCCCGUCGCGAUGCAGGAGUCGGGGGAGGCGGGGUUGGGGUUGUGAUUGGACAUUGUUUGGAAUUGUGGGACACUAUUAAUUCAUAUGGGAAAUAAAUUGCAGGUUUACCACUGCUGCUAUAGAUUUUUGAAAGUGUAAUAUUUCAGGUUGAUUACAAGUCGAAGUACGUCAUCUUUUGAUUUGGAAUUGAGAAAGGGUUUGAGAUUGUAUGUUGAUCGAGUCGGUAUUUGUCAUAGUUAGUUUUCCCAUUUGUCUGUUUGAGAGGAAUUUUUAUAUAUAUACUCGAUCAUGUAUUUUAAUUUUCAUCACUUCGACUAGGUUGGAGGGAAUUCUGAGGUAAAAGUGAAAUGAAGCAGGAGAGUACCCCAAGAUGGAUCCGCAUCAAUGUUUUGGUCCAGGCGACAUUGAAUGCAGAAAAAAAGCCAUUUUCAUGAGCACAUGAACAUGCAUCGUCAUUAUGGACUUCUAAAGUCACUCAGAUCUCCCAGAAUGACAGACGUGUAAAUUGCCGAGCGGACUGUUGCUCUUUAAUUGCUAGAUGGUCUAAGGAAAAUGAUGCUUUAGUGUAAAGCUGUGGAAGAAACUUAACAGACAGUGACAUUAGGAAGUGGGUCACUUUGUCUUUACAAGUACACAACAGACAAUGUGGUACAUGUUGUCAUCAGGAACCGUCUGUGGCUAUCAACAAUAGCUUUGUAAAUUUUUAAUGGUUAUGUGUGAGUGGAUAUAUAUGUAAUAGAUCAUCAGAAUUUCAUCUUCUAUAUGUGUGUAUACAAUGUGUUAUAAAUGUUUACAUGCCAUAUUUUACGAUAAAAAGUUUAAUUAA
Messenger RNA from Ostrea edulis (European flat oyster), 4968 nucleotides. Its product is annotated as inner nuclear membrane protein Man1-like. The transcript has 14 exons. The record is from RefSeq and is a predicted model, not a curated record. Gene Ontology annotation, molecular function: chromatin DNA binding. Gene Ontology annotation, biological process: negative regulation of BMP signaling pathway; nuclear envelope organization. Bases 38 to 2080 code for a protein of 680 amino acids. Lineage: Eukaryota; Metazoa; Mollusca; Bivalvia; Ostreida; Ostreidae. Gene Ontology annotation, cellular component: nuclear inner membrane.